Molecule: messenger RNA, 4772 nt
Organism: Drosophila innubila
Lineage: Eukaryota; Metazoa; Arthropoda; Insecta; Diptera; Drosophilidae
Product: speract receptor
Exons: 17
Coding region: 496-4254 (1252 amino acids)
Biological process (GO): receptor guanylyl cyclase signaling pathway; protein phosphorylation; cGMP biosynthetic process
Molecular function (GO): protein kinase activity; guanylate cyclase activity; ATP binding
Source: RefSeq, a predicted model, not a curated record
GUUGAUUUGGCGGUUGAAAUUGUCGGUUGUGUGGAGUAAACGACCCCAAGAUCCAGCCAUAAAAGGGCUACUGACUAGAAGGUUGCGUGUCUGUGUAUAAAAACUAGUAUUGCGUGUAUAUCUGGUGUGUGGGUGUGUGUGUGUGUGUGCGGUAGUUGAGUGUCGGAUGUUGGGAAAGUCAAAUAAGAUGCAAGCUGAACUAGCCUUGAUUAAAGAAGUUGCACGCAGGAAGAAGACGAACCGUAGUGGAGAGGAGUGAAUGUAAUUAACAACAAGAAGAAGCAGGAGCAGCUGUUGUCACAGCUGAAACUUCAACAAAAAUGUUGCAGUACGCCAAAGGACCCUCUUACAAGGACACUGCCGGAACAAAAGCUGCCGCUAUUCAUUUCCAAUUAAAUUAAACGAAGCGUCAAGGACUCCACUUGCUCCAUCGAUCUUUCCUCAAUCCUCCAUCCCGUCAUCACCAUCUCACUCACGCAUCCCUCGUGGCGCGUAAUGAGGAGUACAUCCCGUACGGGUUUACUGCACCGCGUCGCACCUAAGAGUCUUCAUGUUCAACGUUAUUCCGGAGGAUUGUUGCUGUUUCUGCUGGGUCUUUAUCAGUUGACUCACUGCCAUGCCGAGGUCUUUAGCCUGGGCUACCUCACGGGUUCGCAACGUCGUCCGGGAAAUCUAGACUAUCAGAGACCUGGUAUUACCAUAUCUGGGGCCAUUUCUCUGGCUGUCGAGCAGGUUAAUGCUGGCAGAUUGCGGACAUUGGGUCACUCCCUUGAGUUCGUUGUGGCGGAGACGUUCGGGGACGAAGUCGCCAGCAUUAGACAGACGGCGGCACUGUGGACACAACAAGUUGCUGCCUACAUUGGCCCGCAGGAGACUUGUGUUCACGAGGGUCGCAUGGCGGCGGCUUUUAAUCUUCCUAUGAUAUCCUAUUACUGCACGCAUCGUGAUCCUUCCAACAAGCUGGACUUUCCAACUUUUGCCAGAACUCGACCCCCGGACACACAGAUCUCCAAGUCAGUGGUAGCACUUCUGCUGGCCUUUAACUGGACCCAGGUGAGCUUCCUUUACCUGGACGAUGCCAGCAGUCAGUACCAGCCCGUGGCAGAAACUAUACUCAACACCCUGAGCGGGGCAGGUGUCGCAGUACGCGACAUUCGUACCUGGAAUACCAUAUACCAUCAUGGAUUUAUGGCCAACCCGUUUGACGCUCUCGUGGAACAAACUCAUGCGAACACGCGCAUCUACUUGGUGCUAGGACACUACUACGAGCACGUGGGAUUGAUGGUUAGUCUGCAGCAGAAGGGUCUCUUAGCACAUGGCGAGUACUUUGUGGUGGGCAUCGACAUUGAGCAGUAUGACCCAGCUAAGCCAGAGAAGUAUCUCCGGGGCAUGCUAAUGGAGGAAGUGGAGCCACUGGCGGCACAAGCAUUUCAGUCGUAUCUCGGCAUUGUGCCAACUGCCCCCGUUUCCUUUGCCACAUUCGCCCACGAGGUAAACAAAUAUAUGGAACGAGCACCAUUCAACUUUCCCAAUCCUCUGGGUCUUUUCGGUGGUGCAAAGCAGAUAAGCGCUGAAGCGGCCUAUCUCUACGAUGCCGUUCAUCUCUACGCCAAUGCCCUUCUCUCCGUUCUGGAGGCCGGUGGGAAACCCAAAAACGGCAGCGCGAUUGUCGCGGCCAUCAAAGGGUCUCGGUAUCUCAGCGCCAUGGGUUACCAUGUGUACAUCGAUGAGAAUGGCGACGCUGCCGGGAAUUAUACAGUAUUAGUGAGAGGAAGAGUCCGCAACAAUCGCAACCAGACCGUGUUGGGUCUAGUGCCUGCGGGAACUUUUAGCCACAAGAGCAUGAACAGCACAAACAGCAGCAACACUGAUGCCUUGCCCAAGCAGGAUCUAAACCUGUACCGUCGCAUCGAUUGGGUUGGUGGUGUGCGUCCUGCGGCAGCUCCACGUUGCGGCUUUGGCGGCGAGAACUGCGUCAAUUAUACUGGCGAAAUCUCGGCCGGCAUCGCUGGAGGUGCAUUGCUCCUGUUGGCUCUCGUCUCGCUGGUUCUUUAUCGCAACUGGCGCUACGAGCAGGAGCUGGACAGUCUGCUCUGGAAGAUCGACUUUCGCGAGGUUCAGGUGCACGAAAACGAGCGAGAGCAACAGAGUCUAAAGCAAACCCGACAUUUCAUAAAUCAAUUGCCGCGUCGUCUUCCUUCGCAGUCCACCCAUCCGCUAAUCCGCACCAGCCAGGUCAGCCUCAGCUCCAAUCCAGAUGCUGAUUUUCGAUACACGACCAUUUUCACCCCAAUAGGACUUUAUAAGGGGCAGCUCUAUGCCAUUAAGAAGGUUCGCAAGAAAAGCGUAGAUAUCACUCGCGAGAUGAAGAAGGAAUUGAAGCUGCUGAGGGAUGCUCGACACGACAACAUUUCUGCUUUUAUCGGCGCCUGCACAGAGCCACCCAACAUCUGCAUCAUCAGCGAAUAUUGCACUCGGGGCAGUCUAAAGGAUAUACUGGAGAACGAGGACGUCAAGCUGGACAACAUGUUCAUUGCCUCCAUGGUGGCGGACAUUAUACGCGGCGUCAUCUACUUGCACGAAUCGCCCAUCCGCUUCCACGGCUCGCUGUGCACAUCCAAUUGCUUGGUCGACUCCCGUUGGGUGGUAAAGCUGACGGACUUUGGUUUGUUUGCAUUCAAACAAGGCAUUGAGGACAACUCCACGGACAUGCAGCAUAUGUCGGCCAAGUGUCUGAAGCUGCUGUACAGGGCUCCAGAGCUUUUGAGGCUGGGUCCAUCCUCGCUGGUAAUGGGCACACAGCGUGGAGAUGCCUAUUCCUUUGCCAUUAUACUCUACGAGAUGCACGUGCGUCGAGGUCCUUUCGGAGAGACGGGUCUAACGCCCAUGCAGUGUAUUCAGAAGGUUAUGCAGCCCCAGGAUCAGGUGCAUCCCUAUCGACCAUCGCUGCAACCACUCGAGACGGCUUUCGAUUGCGUCAGUGAGUGUCUUCGUGAGUGCUGGGCUGAGCGUCCCGAGGAUCGGCCCGAGUUCAAGACAAUACGCACCAAGCUUAGGCCACUCCGAAAGGGAAUGAGACCCAACAUCUUUGACAAUAUGAUGGCCAUGAUGGAGAAGUAUGCCAACAAUCUGGAGGCAUUGGUUGACGAUCGCACAGAUCAGCUGCAGGAAGAAAAAAAGAAGACUGAUGCGCUGCUGCAUGAGAUGCUGCCGCGCUGCGUGUCCGAUCAGCUGAAGAAGGGUCACAAAGUGGAUCCGGAACACUACGAGCAGGUCACAAUAUAUUUUAGCGAUAUUGUCGGUUUUACGGCCAUGUCUGCGGAGAGUUCGCCCCUACAAGUGGUCGACUUUCUCAAUGAUCUCUACACCUGCUUUGAUUCCAUCAUCGGCCAUUACGAUGUCUACAAGGUGGAAACCAUUGGCGAUGCGUACAUGGUCGUUUCGGGUCUGCCUCUACGCAAUGGAGAUCUGCACGCCGCCGAGAUUGCGACGAUGUCGUUGCACUUGCUCAGCGCCGUGUCCGAGUUUAAGAUUCGACACCGACCCACUAACCGGUUGUUGCUCCGAAUCGGCAUCCACUCAGGACCCGUUUGUGCCGGCGUCGUCGGACUAAAGAUGCCCCGGUACUGCCUCUUUGGGGAUACCGUCAACACGGCCUCUCGCAUGGAGUCAAGCGGAGUGCCGCUAAAGAUUCAUUGCAGCUGGCAGUGCAGGCAACUGUUGGAGCGACUGGGAGGCUACCAAUGUCAGGAACGCGGCGUAAUCUCGAUGAAGGGGAAGGGAGAACAACGCACUUACUGGCUAAUGGGCGAGGAUGAUGAGGCGCGAGUCCGUCGCACUUACGAGCGUUCACAGCGGCGUGGUUCGCGGGCACUAAACAAGUUCAUCCAGGGCACCAUUAAGCAGGCCCAGGAGCAGGCCAACGAUUGUGGAAUUCGCUCAUCCCUGAAGCAGAAGAACUUACCACGUAAUUCGCUAACCCGAUCCUCCAGCCUUGAGUCGCCCAAAAAACUGCGUUUUGCGGCUGGAAAUAUGUUGGAGCAUCACCGCUAUCACAGUGACGAGGCAUUGCUGGAGGUGGAUUCUUACACCGGCCUGCGACGUUCAUCUGGUGGCUCCACGCACUCGCGCUAUGAGGAGUCAACUCUAUCCUGCCAAAGCAGCGAACACCUCGAGGCGGUGGAUCACAAGCGGCGACCCUCCUCCUAUCCGACGGCCAACACGCCCCUAUUGCUAAAUCACGUGGAGGUCUAAGCGGAAGGAGGAGGACAUAAUCCAAAUACAGGAAUCAUAAAUAGUAGAAUUAGUCAUCAGUAUCAUAAGCCAAGUAUUAUUGUGGUGUUCAGUUCUUGUCGCGUUGCUUUAAGUGUUGUUUGAGCGUGCAUUAACCCCGAUCUCGAUAACCUUAAAUAUGAAUUUCAGAUUCACAAAAGAUCGGAGGUAGUGCGCUCUAGAUUUUGUGUGGAAUUUGUAGUAUCAGCCUAUUGUGAGAGUGAUUAUAAAUCUAGUCGUUGCAUAAAUCAAAUACGCUAGCUUAGCGAGUAACUUAAUCUUAAAUCAAAUAAAAUAAAUCCCCUAGCCAAGUUAACUUCCAUGCAUAGAUGUAUCUAGGAGUAAGCAAAUUUACUGGGAAUCAUUUAUUUAUUUAGUUUUAUUACAAUUGUUUGUCGUCUUGAAGACAUUUUGCUAUUAUAAUUGUAUUGCUUUAUGUUUUUUAUUAUAUUUCAAACUUAACGUUUUAUAAGUACUCGAUUUAAAAACCAAUUUGUGCA